Molecule: messenger RNA, 2377 nt
Organism: Schizosaccharomyces japonicus yFS275
Lineage: Eukaryota; Fungi; Ascomycota; Schizosaccharomycetes; Schizosaccharomycetales; Schizosaccharomycetaceae
Product: mannose-1-phosphate guanyltransferase Mpg1
Exons: 1
Coding region: 180-1271 (363 amino acids)
Biological process (GO): glycoprotein biosynthetic process; cell wall mannoprotein biosynthetic process; GDP-mannose biosynthetic process
Cellular component (GO): cytoplasm
Molecular function (GO): mannose-1-phosphate guanylyltransferase (GTP) activity; transferase activity; GTP binding
Source: RefSeq, a predicted model, not a curated record
GCUUUAGCUGCCCUCUGAACCAAGUUGCCCUCUGCCAAUAUCUCUCACCCACACCUCCUCCCAAACAGUAGAACAGGAAACCCGCAGCUUUUGCAGGAUUACCUAGGACUUUUCAUCUAAAUCUCUCUCUCUCUUUUUCCUACAAGUCUAGUACGUGUUUACGUUUUUAAUAACACAUUAUGAAGGCUCUGAUUCUCGUCGGUGGUUUUGGUACUCGUCUUCGUCCCUUGACGUUGACUUUGCCUAAGCCUCUUGUUGAAUUUGGCAACAAGCCCAUGAUUCUGCACCAAGUCGAGGCUUUGGCUGCUGCUGGUGUUACCGACAUCGUUUUGGCCGUUAACUAUCGUCCCGAGAUUAUGGUCCAAGCUUUGAAGAAGUAUGAGGCUGAGUACAACGUGAAAAUCACCUUCUCAGUUGAGAACGAGCCUCUGGGCACCGCUGGUCCCUUGGCCCUUGCCCGUGACGUUUUGGGCAAGGACGACUCGCCCUUCUUUGUCUUGAACAGCGACGUUAUUUGCGAUUACCCUUUCGCCGAUCUCGCCAAGUUCCACAAGUCCCAUGGUCGUGAGGGUACGAUUGUUGUGACGAAGGUGGAUGAGCCCUCCAAGUACGGUGUCGUCGUUCACUACCCCGACUCUCCUUCCUUGAUUGAGCGCUUCGUUGAGAAGCCUGUUGAGUUUGUGUCGAACCGUAUUAACGCCGGUAUUUACAUCCUCAACCCUUCUGCUCUUGACCGCAUCGAGCUUCGUCCCACCUCCAUUGAGAAGGAAAUCUUCCCUGCCAUGGUUAACGACAAGCAGUUGCAUUCCUUCGACCUCGAGGGCUACUGGAUGGACGUCGGCCAGCCUAAGGAUUACCUUACCGGUACCUGCUUGUACUUGUCUUCCUUGCGUAAGCGCAAGCCCGAGCUCCUUGCCGGCUCUAGCGAAAACAUUAUUGGCAACGUCCUCAUCGACCCUACUGCCAAGAUCGGCAAAGACUGCAAGAUUGGCCCCAACGUUGUCAUUGGCCCCAACGUCGUUGUCGGUAACGGUGUCCGUCUUCAACGCUGUGCUCUCCUCAAGUCCUCCCGUGUCCGUGACCAUGCCUGGGUGAAGAGCAGCAUUGUUGGCUGGAACUCUACUCUUGGUUCUUGGAGUCGUCUCGAAAACGUUUCCGUUUUGGGUGACGAUGUCGCUGUGAACGACGAGAUUUACGUCAACGGCGGAAGCAUUCUUCCUCACAAGAGCAUCAGUGCCAACAUUGAGGUUCCUGGCACCAUUGUUAUGUAAGCAGUGAACGACAAUUCUACUGCACGUGCACAUUUUUGCUCUUGCUCUCUUUUUCUGUCUUUCUCUUUCUUUCAUACUAUUUUUUACAUUCUCUUUCUCAUUCUCUCUUACCUUUUCGCUUCUUCCCCGCUACCUAUUGAGAAUGGUUUCAUUUUUGCACGUUUUCCUGUGAACUUUAGUCCUUUCUCAAACUAGUUAUGGCUUUCCUUUUAUCCUUUUUAUUUCUUGAAUAGGAUUCCUCUUUCUAGUUUUCUUUCUUGGAUACAGCCACUUGCUCGUUCAAAAUCGCACUGGAAGUUGUGUAUAUAUGUGUGUAUGUAUGUGCUGUACUCUCUACUUGCCAUCAAUUCUCUUCUUUGGGUUCCCAUCUUUCCCUUACGGAUAUUACAUCCAGUAUUGGCACCUUGCAGUUCUCUCCACCUUGUCUCUUCCGUUUGCUGCAUGCGUCUGUGUGCAUGAAUUGUUGCGACCUUCCGCAUGCCUCCCACCGUUGACUGGCAAGCCUGGGUUUAAAGAUUCUGCGGCACGCAAGAACGCGUUUGUUAUGACUUUGUUACCGUUUGCGGAGGCUGACUGUUUGGUUAUGGUUUCUCUCCCCGUUAGUUUAUUCUCGUAGCAAAUUUCAUGGUCAAGUCGCAUUCUUUUACACUGGGCUUGGUUAUGGAUGCAGUGUAUGCGUCUGCGUUUGGAGGGAACUGCUGUCAUAACUGUUCUGAAGAGCGGUAACGAAUUGCAUGUCCAUUUUCACAUGUGGACGGAAUGGUUUGCCUGUUGGGGAAGCGAGCGUUUCUAUGCUGUCGGUUUCAGUGUUAUUAGAAUGACAUUGGUCUUGCAUCUGGAUGCUGUUUGUCUUCUUUCGGUUAAACUUAUUCUCUUAAUAAUUGGCGGUUCGGUGUGUUCAAUGGCGAAACGUGAGAAUGAGUAUGCGUGUGUGGGCGAUUUCUUUUUAAUAAAGUUUGAUCAAACCAGUCGAAUUCCGACUGUUAAUUCAUAUCGUCCAAACCAGACUUUGCAUGAAUUUGGAGUGUUUUGGAGUUGUGGGCAAAUGUGUUACCAGGUUGGAUAUGUUACGUUGAGUUGGGGGAUGCUGUUGUUUCUAUUCAAUA